UAUCUUCAAUAUUUUUCAUCCCUUUUAUCAAGCGACCCGAAUACGCCUCACUUUCGGACCUGGUUAACCCGAUUUCAGAACCCGUGCUGAAUCGUGGUUUGUUAUAAGGACCGGUGAGGUUUUGAUGCUGUGAAAGUGUGGUAGUUUGGAUAUGGAGACAGAGAAUGCAGUGAAUUACACGUAUAUGGGGAGGAGCUUUAAAGAUUUGAGCAUCAACGAUGAUUCUACAGCUUUAAGUGAUUGUAGCAGCGAUAGAUCUGGGGAGUUCGCUACGGCUUCGUCUCAGAGUCAGCUGUUAUUACUCGCAUGUGCUAAUUCCGAGAAUUCCAAUGACUUAAUACGGCAACUCGUAUCAGAUCUCGAUUCAUGUUCGAUUGACGAGCAAAAGCAAGCGGCCUUGGAGCUUAGACUGUUGGCAAAGAACAAGGCGGAAAAUCGAAUAAAGAUUGCUAAAGCUGGCGCAAUAAGGCCUUUGAUUUCGUUAAUUUCAUCUUCUGAUCCCUAUCUUCAAGAAAACGGCGUGACGGCGAUUUUGAAUCUCUCUUUAUGUGACGAGAACAAAGAACUUAUAGCUUCAUCGGGAGCGAUUAAACCACUGGUUAGAGCUUUGAGGACGGGAACUGAAACGGCUAAAGAAAACGCAGCUUGUGCUUUGCUUCGGCUAUCGCAUAUAGAAAGAAACAAGGUGGCGAUCGGACGGUCAGGAGCUAUUCCACUUUUAGUUAAUCUUCUUGAGAACGGUGGAUUUCGCGGGAAAAAGGACGCAUCGACAGCGUUGUAUUCUCUAUGCACAGUUAAAGAGAACAAAAUCAGGGCCGUUGAAGCUAGGAUUAUGAGACCACUAGUGGAAUUAAUGGCCGACUUCGGGUCAAACAUGGUUGACAAGUCGGCUUUUGUUAUGAGCGUGUUGGUACCAAUACCGGAAGCUAAAACGGCUUUAGUUGAACAUGGAGGGAUUCCCGUUUUGGUGGAAAUUAUCGAAGUUGGAUCGCAGAGGCAAAGGGAAAUAGCCGUAGCGACCUUGUUACAGAUUUGCGAAGAUAAUUUGCUGUUCCGUGCUAUGGUGGCCCGCGAAGGAGCAAUUCCCCCAUUAGUCGCUUUGUCCCAGUCCGGUACCAAUCGCGCCAAGCAGAAGGCAUCGACACUAAUAGAGCUUCUACGGCAACCAAGAUCCGGCAACGCCGCUGCCAGGGGCUCGGAUGUGUCAGUUUAAAACUGUCCCUACCACCCACAUGGAGAUUCUAAUAACAAAAUCAAAAGAGAAACAAUGAAAUAGAUUUUGCACAAAAUACAUAUUGAAAUGUAAAUAUCUUAUAUCAAGUAAUCUCGACAUCGUGAUAAAGUGGUAUGAGACUUUGAUAUGCUUGUUUUUGAGGUUUGGUUGGCUUUUGGCUUAUUUCAUCAAGAAAAGAAUAGUUAUAUAUAAUUUGUUGACAGUUCAAC
Molecule: messenger RNA, 1443 nt
Organism: Hibiscus syriacus
Lineage: Eukaryota; Viridiplantae; Streptophyta; Magnoliopsida; Malvales; Malvaceae
Product: U-box domain-containing protein 4-like
Exons: 2
Coding region: 152-1213 (353 amino acids)
Cellular component (GO): cytoplasm; nucleus
Molecular function (GO): protein binding
Source: RefSeq, a predicted model, not a curated record